AUGGCUGGAAUUCAAAAACUUACUCUCUUUGGUGGAGCUGGUAUUGCUGCCUUCGCUCUUUUACUUUUGAUUAUCAGUGUAGCUACACCUGCAUGGCUUGACGACGGAAAUGGCAAUACGAUCGGUCUCUUUCGAAAAUGUGCAGCUACCAAUGGAUCUGCGAAUGUUGAUUUGGGUUGUCAUGGAGAAAAUCGUGUUACUCAAGGUGGCCUAUCUGUAUUUGGUCUUUUACUACUUAUUUUCGCCAUAUUUGCGACGAUCGCAGCAACAUUCACAAGAAAUGCAAUGCUUUUCUUAGUUUCACUCGGUUUAAUGUACUUUUCGUCGAUGUUUGUCAUGUCUGCAUAUGCCACAUGGGGAAGUUACUCGCGUGAUCCCAAAUCAUACCUUUUUCCCGAUACAUCCUCCAUAACUCGAUAUACAACGAUGGGUUAUUCUUAUAAUUUAUGCGUUGCUGCACACUUCUUUCUUUGGUCAGCACUAACAUUAGUUGCAUUUGGCAUCGGUCAUUUCUGGGGCUCGGAACGAAAUGCAUCAGGCUAA
Molecule: messenger RNA, 543 nt
Organism: Adineta ricciae
Lineage: Eukaryota; Metazoa; Rotifera; Eurotatoria; Adinetida; Adinetidae
Source: the annotation of a GenBank genome assembly